CUCAUGCAGAGACAAUUUCACUUUUCGUAUUGUAAUUUGUAGGUUAGUUUAGUUUCAAAGUUUCUUUCAUUACUAACACAGAGAUACGUGUUGAUAACAUUGAUAAUGUGACAUUUUUGUGAUUUCCGUGUUCGCCAUCAGUGCAGGACUGCAGGAUCGAAUAACCUAGUUGGACUCAUGAAAAUUGUUAGUUUUUAGAUCAUGGUCAUUUUAUCUUUAUUUUGAAGUGAUAUUCGGAAACUGCAAUCGCGGAAGACUCUUUCCGUUUUUGUCUACAACAUGACGCUGAGGUAGUUCUUAUCUCUAAAUCUCUGAGAGGAUAAUAAUGGCUCCGCUAAAGGAUGAGCCAAAAAUCAUCAAGUCACUUUCAAAGUUGGGGCUGUUUGCUCGAGUUGUAGUCAAGAAACUAACACCUGAAGAAAUCGCUCAGUGGACGAAGAAAACUCUAGCAGAUUCACCAAAAGAAUGGAGACCCUCACCUGCAACAUCUGUUUGCAAUGACAGCUCAGGAGAUGAAAAACAAAUCAUACGAAAACGUAGACGGGUGGCCUGCCUGCAGUUAUCAGACUCAUCAUCUGAGGGCUCUAGCUCAGAUUUUUUAGAUUCUAACCACAAAAAAUCUAAAUCAAGGAGAAAAAAGACGAGCAAUGAAAGGAGAAUCCUGCCGGAGAGAAGUGCGAGACGGAGAGCGGCGAUUAUUUAUUCUGAUGAUAGUGAGGAGGAGGAUGUAGAAUUAAAAAUCCCUUAUAAAAAUUAUCAUCGAGGUCCUUCAUUGAAUGUCCCAAUAGUUCAUGACAGCAGUGAAACAGCAGUAGCCUCUGAAAAAAUAAAUGGUGUUGAAGCUUGUUUGAGUAGCAACAAGGUAACAGAUGUGAUCACAGUUUGCAGCUCCCCAGAAGAUGGAACACCUAGAGUAAGCAGUUCAGAUGAUACUCCUCAGUGUACAGCAGCAAAACCUUUGAACGAUGGCAACAGGAAUUCAAGUAACCCAGUCAAAAUAAUUCUCAGAUCAGAUUCUGAUAGUCUUGACAAAAUAACUGAUAGCCCCUCCAUAGAAAGUGCCUUUAUAUUGGAUGAGCACUCAGGUUUAAGAUGUUUACCCAGUGAACAAACGAGUGCAGCUGAUAAACCCUGUUCUGAAAGUGUCAGCAGAAAUGAAAGGAUAUUAUCUUCACCUAGUAAAAACAUACCGGUGUCACAAGCAUCAGAAGGUAUAAGUCACUUACCAGGCUCCAGUGAAGAAAAUUUUGAAAAUUUAGACAAAUUAAAGAAAAUAACAAUUGUAAACACUGACGAAAAGAAUGUUGGUAAAAUUCGAUUACGGAGUCUACAAAGCCUCGGCGCCUCUGAUAGUUUUAUCAGAGAGGCAAAUCUCAAGACAAGUAAUUCUGGUGUUGGGAAGAUUGUCCAUAACCUAUACUCAGACCAUGUGUCACAAAUUAUGGCAAAAAGCCUCUUGCUAAAAAUAGCAACUUAUCUAAGUGAAAAAUUGUGCUCCACCGAAGAAUUCAAUCGAAUAUUAACUACAAUUGAAUUGCAAAAAUCAUCUAAGACUGAAAUUCAGAAUGAGCAAUUAGAAAAAAUAGUCCAGAAACGGCAAGAACUUGAUGCUAUCAUUUCUAAAUUAUUCACUCAAGUUGUUGAAUCUUUUCAUAUGAAAUUAGAAAAACAAAACAAAGUUGAAUAUUUUCCAACACUAUUGUACCUUGGAUUUCUGUACAUUCUAAAUAAUUUUAUAGAAAUUACCAAUAACAGGUAUAAGAAAAGCUCUCUAUUUAAAAAUAUUGUUUUAGUUCUUACUGAAAGUCUGCGAAAUGGGCAUUUCAAGUAUGAGCAAAUAGUUAAUUUCUUCUUAACCAGCAACUUUCACGCUCAUUGUUACAAAUUAAUUGAUUAUAUAGGGGUAAUCAAAUCCCAGAAUACUUUAAAUCAAUUGAAGAACAAUGGCAAAUCUAGUCAGGAUGAAGAAAAUUCAGUACAUGUACCUGUUAGAAAAAUUUCCUAUAGGAUGGUUGAUUCCCAAAUGGUCAUCGAAUAUUCAAAAACUUUGGAGGAGGUUGAAACAAGAAGAGAAGCUUUGAAGAAUGCCGAAAUACCUCAAGGUGAUUCGACAAUGACUCAACCCUCGAUUCCAACAACAUCAACUCCGAAAUCUCAAACAUUCACUCCAUCCAUUCCAUUUAGCCAUCAACCAAACCAACAAACUAUGAACCAACCAAGUGUAAUAGUAUCGUCUUCCACAAAUCCAAUUAAACAUUCUCCUGUGUCAGAUGCUAAAGCCAGAAAUCCACAAACUUCCAGCACUAUUUCGGCUGGUGUUUCCAAACUUCCAUUUGUCACAGUUGUUCCUCGUAAAACAAAUGAAAAUUUGACUCUUCAUAACUUAUUAGCCAGCAAUAAGGUUCCAAGUGAUAUAAGUGUUCAAUCUCUAGCCUCUCAAAACCAGCCAACAUCUGUUAUUCGAACACCCCAACAAGCUCAAGCCCCCGAUCCGCCUAGACUUGCACCUCCCUCCACAACCUCAAAUGCUGCUACUAUUGAUGAAAGAGUGAAAAAAUUGUCCAAUAUCACAAUAACUGCCACCUCUGUACCUGAGAAGACUGCAUUACCAAGACAACCUGGGUCAGCUGUCAAAACGACAAUAGCAUCCACACUCUCACCUGGAAAUGCUACAUUUCCGAAGCAACCUGGAUCAAUGGUCAAAACACCAAUAACCCCCACAUCUGUUUCUGGAAACGCUGCAUUUGCAAAACAACUUGGAUCAGCACCAAUUCAAGUUGUACGUCCUAUUCUGCAGACCAAGCCUGCACCGGCCAAUACAAUCAGGCCAGGUGAUCGUGUUGGUAACAAUAGUAAAACCCCAGAAUUCACUCCCAGAAAUAGUCCACCCAUGAAAGCCAGUUUACCUAAUCAGCCUAUAGUUAGAACCAAUACAGCCAAUUCGUCCUUGGUUAGAGCCUUUAGUAAAAAACCAGUAGCCCAGAAAGUCAAUAAUCCAAUUAGACCACCGCCGCCAUAUCCUGGAAAUGCUACAAAUGUUGGACCGGCAUCGUAUCAACCCACUGUCAGUUGUUUGGAACAAGCACUUUUAGCCGAUUCAUCCCUAUUAAACUCUGGUGUUCCUUCAAAUCAAUUGCAAAACAACCUCCAAGUUAGUAAAAACACUAAUAGUAAUUUUCUUCCAAACAACAUUGUCUCUGUCACAAAACCCUCUAGUGUUCCUCCAAAUUGUCAGCCAACCAAUUUUUAUCAACCAGAUUUUCAAAAUCCAUCACAAUAUUUAGCCCAAAAUUCAUCAGUACUCAAUAAUCAAACAAUGAACAACAAUUUUCAGUCAUCCGCAAGUAAUCAAAAUAUGCAACAGUACCAAGCACCGCAAACUCAAAGCUUCAGUGCUGACUUUGGCUCCAGCACAAUUAACACCUCACUUCUACUAGACAAUAAUCAGAUUUUAUACAAUGAUAUGCUGAAUCAAAACAAUUCAACAAUGUACUACAAUAAUUAUGUUCCACCCGUAGCAACAAAUCAAAUGCAAAAUCAAAUAUCAGGGACGCAAGUUUACUCUCAAGUUACACAAAAUCAGUCGCAUAAUCAGCUGCAGUCAGGAGCUAUGAACCAGUUUCAACCUUCAGUCUUGUCACAACCCAUCAACCAACCAAUGCAAGAACCCAAUCAAUACUUCUCAGCACCCACACCGAAUGGCACUGUUCAUUGGCAAAACUCGGCUUUUUCAAAUCUUCCCAUGGCUCAGUCUUUUCAGAAUCCGUUAUCCUAUCAAAAUCCCUUUGGUCAGGGUCUGUGAAAUAACUUGAUCAAGCUUUCACGUACCAAUCAAUCUACUCGAAGCUUAAUGGAUUCAUCCGUUAAACAGAAUUUUAACUUCAAAUUGAUCUCAUGGCUGUGAAUGGUGUAAUGGCUGCCCACAACAUUGCCAACACAAAGUGAAAACUGCUCCAGAAA
Molecule: messenger RNA, 3960 nt
Organism: Bemisia tabaci
Lineage: Eukaryota; Metazoa; Arthropoda; Insecta; Hemiptera; Aleyrodidae
Source: RefSeq, a predicted model, not a curated record